CGGCAAGUCUCGCUCAUGUACUUUGAUUUCUCGUAGAACAAUUUAUCUCUCUCUCCAUUUCUCUCCCCGAUUUCUUUCCCUAAAUACAUGCAACCCUAACUAUUCGAUCGAUUCAUCUCUCCCUCUCUCUCUCUGGCGCUAUGACGGAUGAUAAGAGAAAGAAGAAGAGAGGGAGAAGCAAGUUUCUCAGGUCUUGCUUUCGCUCCGAAGAUGGACCUUCUUCAUUUGACAAAUCUGAUGGCCGGAAUGACAAAGUUGGGCCGUUAGGAAAGCCAGAAUUAAUAGCAGACAGUGGUCGCCAAGGGAGAGACUUCAUUCCGGAUGAUAAUUUGGUCAACGGUUGCGAUGCCGACAACCGUGAUGAUUGCUUUGCGAAACGCUCUUCUCCUCGACGACGAAUCUCUCGUAUACUUAAAGCUGUUUUGUUUAAUGCAAAGUUGAAGAAGAUUCGUAGCAGUGCUUCCAAAUCUUCGAUUUCUUCGGACACGAGUUCGUCAUCGUUAUCAAGCGAAAAGGUCGGCAAGUCACUCAAUGACGGUAAUGCAUACGGUAGAGAAUGUCCUGAUAUGGACGAUUCAUGUAGUCGUCGUUCACAUCUGUUUUCUUCUUCUUCUUCCCGAACCACUUCUUCUGCAUACUCUACUUCUUCACGAACCACUUCUUCUGCAUACUCCACGUCUUCCUUAUCGUCUAACAACUCUAAUUCUAGAUCGUUGUUUGACCAAAGAACAUCAUCUCGAAUGGAUACAAUUGAUUUUGGACAUCCGGUUUCAUCCAAUUCGUCAACCUUGAAGAAAUCAAAUCCUAUCAACUCUAAUUCUUCAUUGUGUUUUGACCAAAAGGCAUCAUCAUCCCGAACAGAUUCACCGCAUUUGAGAUCUCAGGGCUCUUCUAAAUCGCUAAUCUUAUCCAAACCAACAUCUACCAAUUCCAUUCCUCAAUCGUCGUCUCACCAAAAAGGAUUAUCUCGACUAGACUCUCAUGAUUCGAGAAAUUCAGUUUCAUCUAAUAUGCUCUUUUUGAUGAACCCUAAUCCUGAUCAGAUCAUGUUUGGUGGCAACAACUGGAAUAUCCGUUGGUGUUUGUUUCUUCUCUUAAGCCUUGUUGUGUUGGUGAUUUGGGGGAGGAUCUUCUCCAUUAUGUGUACAUCAAUUUGGUUCUACUUUGUACCUUGUCAUCGGAUCAAGCGAGUCGACUCGGUUACGAACAUGGCUGAGUGUGUGGAUACUGACUCGAAGCAUUACAAAAAAAGAGUGAUCAUGGCAGGGCUGCUUGAAAGGACUCAUAACCCCACCAGGUAGCUUAGCUCUGAAUGGAAGCUCAGGUUAGUCUGUAUGAAAUGUGUAUAAAAGUCUUAUGUGUAUUUUGUAUAAACUAAAAAAAUAUUCACAGAAAAAUCAUAAUUUUAUGAUUUAAAAUUUGUAAUGAAAUUUGGACCUUGGAGA
Messenger RNA from Cynara cardunculus var. scolymus (artichoke), 1445 nucleotides. RefSeq lists its product as uncharacterized. The record is from RefSeq and is a predicted model, not a curated record. NCBI's taxonomy places the organism in Eukaryota, Viridiplantae, Streptophyta, Magnoliopsida, Asterales, Asteraceae. The transcript has 2 exons. The coding region runs from base 141 to 1301 and encodes 386 amino acids.